Messenger RNA from Esox lucius (northern pike), 2228 nucleotides. It is a transcript of the gene tfg, whose product is annotated as trafficking from ER to golgi regulator. The transcript has 8 exons. Gene Ontology annotation, biological process: COPII vesicle coat assembly; endoplasmic reticulum to Golgi vesicle-mediated transport. Gene Ontology annotation, molecular function: identical protein binding. Lineage: Eukaryota; Metazoa; Chordata; Actinopteri; Esociformes; Esocidae. Gene Ontology annotation, cellular component: endoplasmic reticulum exit site. The record is from RefSeq and is a predicted model, not a curated record. Bases 189 to 1418 code for a protein of 409 amino acids.
UCUAUGCCACGUACAGAGCUGUGCGGGAUACGUCAAGCGGUCAACUUCCUGAUGUUCAGCUGGGAUUCUGGUUUUGCCAGUCCGGGUAACACUUUUUGUCUGACACGGUCCUGCUUAAACCACCGACAUCACAGCGGGAUCAAGUCGUCUAGUUACAGUGGUGGGAGCACUAUUGGACAGACGACACCAUGAAUGGACAGCUGGACCUGAGCGGCAAGCUGAUCAUCAAGGCCCAGCUGGGUGAUGACAUCAGACGCAUCCCCAUCCACAACGAGGACAUCACCUAUGACGAGUUGGUGCUGAUGAUGCAACGUGUCUUUCGGGGCAAGCUGCAGAGCAACGACGAGGUCACCAUCAAAUACAAAGAUGAGGAUGAUGACCUCAUUACUAUUUUUGACAGCUCUGACCUCUCCUUUGCGAUCCAGUGCAGCAGGAUACUGAAGCUCACUCUGUUCGUCAAUGGUCAGCCGAGACCUCUGGAGUCCACCCAGGUCAAGUACCUUCGUAGGGAGCUCAUUGAGCUCCGAAACAAAGUCAACAGUCUCCUGGACAGUCUGGAACCCCGAUCAGAACCAGGCCUGGCUGCCUCAGCACCCGACAGUGACUCUGUUGAUGCGCGUGAGGGGAGACACUUGACCUCUGACACUGGGAUGAAGCCGGCCCCGGUUCCGGUCAGCGCGGCCAGCAUGUCUGCCUUUGACCCCCUGAAGAACCAGGACGAGGUCAGCAAGAACGUCAUCUCUGCCUUCGGCCUGAGUGAGGACCAGGUCCCAGCCCCCCCCGGUGCUUCAGCUGAGGAGCGGUCAGGCACUCCAGACAGCAUUGCUUCAUCCUCGUCUGCACCCCCCCAACCUGGAGUGCCCCCCCAGCCACAGGCUCCCUACGCAGGUGUCCAGCAGGGACCACCCGCGACCAUGGACGGUCAGAUGUAUAUGCAGUACCAGGCUCCAGGUGGCUACCCAUCCCAGCCGGCCCCCCAGCAACAACCACCCCCACAGCAGUACAGUGUUCAGUACCCUGCAGGAUACACCCCCCAACCUGGGGCCCCUCAGCCACAACAGCAGCAGCAGUUCCAGAACUACCCUGCCCCUACCUCCCAGGCCCCAGCUCCAGGUCAGGCCCAGGGCCCCAGCUUCCAGGGAAGCCAGCAGCAGGCACCCCAACCCCAGGGUACCCAGCCGUACCCCCCAGGGGCCUUCCCUCCCCAAAACUAUACCUCCCAGGCCAGCCAGCCAGCCAACUACAGCCUGCCCCCUGCCUCCCAGCCUCAACCUGGCCAGGCCUACCAGCCCCGCCCUGGGUACACCCCUCCCCCUGGCAGCAAUGUCACCCCGCCUCCAGGGGCAUCCAACCCAUACGCCCGCAACCGCCCCCCCUUCAGCUCGGGUUAUGCCCAGCCUGGUCCGGGGUACCGGUAAAGGAUGGGUAGCUGAAUGUCACCCUGCCUGUCCUGGGUCUGUUUGACCUGGCUUCAGGAAACCAUCCUCUGAGCCAGUCAGAUAUUGAAGAGCCCAAAUCAAGCAACACCCCCCAGUGUAAUCCUCUGUGUUGUUGUCUCCACCCCUCACCACACAAACCCCUCCCACUGUUAUGACCCUGUAAUAGAAAGUCCAACGUACCCUGUUGUUCUUCUCUACCUUCAUGUCUGUCAUGUGAACGGGUCUUUUGGCACGCAUCCCCAGGGGACCCAAACAGGCUGCAGGAUGCUGUUGUUCUUCUUAUUGCUUUCCUCAUACUUUGUCUGGCUAGUCUGAAGUGUAAAUGCACAAGACUGUCUGUAAACCCUGGUUGACAGAGACCACACUGAUUUGUGUUGCAUUUUUAACUCAUAAUUUUAGGAUAUUGUUUACAGAAGUGGGUCUACAGAUGCAUCUAGAGGAGACUCGUAAAAUAAAGUGUCAGCCCUUGUCUUUUUUUUCCUUCAUCCUUUCGUUUUCUUCGUCGCCAUGUUGGUAUUAGAACAUGUCAUGGAAUCUGCCCCUCAGUGAAAAACACUAACAGCACAUUGAAUUAUGUGAGGUGUAGUUUUGACCUCCCAGAGGAAUCCUUUAAUGUUGAGCCUCUGAUCACCUGUCAUUUGUUGCUAUUGCGCUCCCCUUUCAUCUCUUUUCGCCUCACUUGUUUGUACUAAUAUACCAAUCAGAAAUUCCACCUUGAAAUGACUUCUUAGUUGUUUCUGAAUAAACUAUAACAUUUUCUCUGCAACCUAAUAAAGAUUUUGAAACCCA